Messenger RNA from Vicia villosa (hairy vetch), 2013 nucleotides. Its product is annotated as O-fucosyltransferase 29-like. NCBI's taxonomy places the organism in Eukaryota, Viridiplantae, Streptophyta, Magnoliopsida, Fabales, Fabaceae. The transcript has 9 exons. Bases 198 to 1802 code for a protein of 534 amino acids. The record is from RefSeq and is a predicted model, not a curated record.
AGUAAGAUCUAUACGCUGGAUUCUUUGAUUUUCAAUCAUUUUCCUACGUUCUCUGUUUUCACUAACAGCAAAUUAACCAACUCACCUCGCAAAUCCGAUUCUAUUCUAAACUCGCGCGUCACUCUCUAAUAUCUUCACCAUUCUUGAAUGGGGUUUUAGAUGAAGAUUUUGGUUUUGAUUUUGUAACCCAAACCCCAAUGGGUGUGGUGAAGUCGUGGUUGUUAUCGAUGAACCACACUCACCCUAACACCAAACACGUCUUCUGUUCGAGAUCCAUCCCUUGGUCCCUCAUUUGCGGCUUCAUGCUUUUCGGUUUGGGUUUAAUUUCCCUCUUAACAGGUCACGUUGUUUCUCACGUUGAGUGGUACUCUCAACGAUUCGUUCACCGCUCUUUCUUUUCUUCAUCGGAUGGUCACGCGCCAAUUGAUAUUUGGAAAUCACAAUAUUCUAAAUACUACUAUGGAUGUAAAGAAAGGGGACGGAAUUUUUCGCCUGCUAUACGUGAGCGCAUGUCAAAUGGCUACUUGCUUAUUGCAGCAAGUGGAGGACUGAACCAACAAAGAACCGGGAUAACUGACGCUGUUGUCGUUGCCCGGAUUCUUAAUGCUACGCUAGUUGUACCUGAAUUAGAUCAUAAUUCUUUUUGGAAAGAUGACAGUGACUUUGCCAAUAUUUUCGAUGUUAAUUGGUUCAUUACUUAUCUUGCAAAAGAUGUUACUAUUGUUAAAAGAGUUCCUGAUAAGAUCAUGCGAUCAAUGGAGAAACCCCCUUAUACAAUGCGUGUCCCUAGGAAAUCAGAUCCUGAAUAUUAUCUUGACCAAGCUUUGCCAAUACUCUUGAGACGACGGGUUCUUCAAUUGACAAAGUUUGACUAUAGACUUGCCAAUGACCUCGAUGAUGAGCUGCAAAAACUUCGUUGCCGAGUUAAUUAUCAUGCUUUGAGAUUUACAAAACCUAUACGGAAAAUUGGUCAAAAAAUUGUAAUGAGAAUGCAAAAAAUGGCAACCCGUUACAUAGCAGUUCAUUUGAGGUUUGAGCCAGAUAUGCUGGCAUUUUCAGGUUGUUAUUUUGGUGGGGGUGAAAAAGAAAAACAAGAGCUUGGUGAAAUCAGAAAAAGAUGGACAACACUGCCUGAUUUGAGCCCUGAUGAAGAGCGAAAGCGUGGGAAAUGUCCUCUUACUCCUCACGAAGUGGGUUUGAUGCUGCGAGCACUUGGUUUUACAAAUGACACAUACUUAUAUGUUGCGUCUGGGGAAAUAUAUGGCGGGGAUGAAACCAUGCAACCUCUUAGAGAACUUUUUCCCAACGUCUAUACAAAGGAGAUGCUUGUUGAAGACGAGCUGAAACCUUUUCUUUCAUUUUCUUCCCGCCUUGCUGCUAUCGAUUACAUUGUUUGUGAAGAAAGUAAUGUAUUUGUUGCUAACAACAAUGGUAACAUGGCCAAGAUUCUUGCUGGUCAAAGACGAUACAUGGGUCACAAAAGAACCAUUAGACCAAAUGCAAAGAAGCUUAGCGCGUUGCUCAUGUCAAGGCAUGAGAUGGACUGGGAAACGUUUUCCGGAAAGGUGAAGGCAUGUCAGAGGGGAUUCAUGGGAGAGCCAGACGAGAUGAAACCUGGACGAGAGUUUCAUGAAUAUCCAAGCGCUUGUGUCUGUGAGAAACCGUUUAUAGAUAAACUGAGUGAAGAUGGAAUUCACCCGCCUAAACUCGCGUUGAGAAAUAUGACAACGGGGGCUGACUCUGAAAUGAAUAGCGGAAAUGAAGAAAAUUUUGAGCUACCAAAGCCUAGUGAGAUAACAUGACACUAUGAUGAUGAUGAGAUUGAGAAUUGAAAGAGCAACUUUGGUGCCUUUAAAGUUGGUGGUAAUAUUGAGCUGUUACAUGGCCAUGAUGAAAAUCUUGUUCUUUCAUGUUGUGAUGGCUCGAUAUAGAUCAAUGUAUAGGGGAAAAGUACGUAGAUGACAUCAACACCUUACAAAUGUUAAUAGAUAUAUAUCUUUUUUUCCAUUGUGA